Oncorhynchus mykiss (rainbow trout) is the source of this 1363-nucleotide messenger RNA. NCBI's taxonomy places the organism in Eukaryota, Metazoa, Chordata, Actinopteri, Salmoniformes, Salmonidae. The record is from RefSeq and is a predicted model, not a curated record.
UAAUGGUGCUGUCAAUCUGUUAGCUGCUAUUAAUGAUUACCUCCUGAAUCUGAAUAGAUUCCCUUCCGAGGGCACAUUCAUGAACGAGACACUCGUAUCAGAGAGAACCAAGAAGAAUAAUACAGUACACAGCUGUUUCUGAACUUGGUCCCCAUCUACUGUUAGCUAGAAUGGGUGGCUUUGUCAGUAGAAGAACUGUUGAAGACGACACAGUUAUUAAACAGCCAAAGACGUCUACCACAUCACCCCGUAAGCAAGAUGAGAAGUUACAUGAAGUGGAUGUAACUCUGGAUGUGGACACAGCUCACCCUAACCUACUGAUAGAUGGGAAAACAGUAAGCUGGAUAAAGGAAACACCACAGAGACUGUGUAGUGAGAAGAUGUUUGAUGAAGAUCCCUAUGUGCAGGGCAUUAUGGGCCGUGCUUGGAGGGCCUACUGGAAGGUGAAUGUGGAGAAGAAGGAUGACUGGGUACUUGGUGUUACCAGGGCAACAGCUAACAGGAAAGGACAGUUGGUUCUCAUCCCAGCUAAUGGCUUCUGGGUAAUCGGGAUCUCAGAUGGCAAAGACUUUACAGCAUUCAUGGAUGAUGAUGAUGAUGAUGAUGAUGAUGAUGAUGUCCAUAAAGAAAGAAUUCCACACCGAGUGGGUAUCUAUGUGGAUUAUCAGGAAGGGAAGGUGACUUUCUACAAUGCAGAAGAUAAUUCACUCAUCUAUUCAUUCACCAAAGGACCAAGUUAUGAGGAUGAGGUCCGCCCACUUUUCUCACCCUGGAAUAACGAUGCAGAUCCAAUCACAAUUGUGUCCAUUGAAACUAAACAAUCUAAAUCAUCUGAAGCAUUAAGGAUCACCUCUACAUCAAUCAAUAGGUUACUUUGUGUUGGAGAGCUAAACUUGAGUAGUGAUUGACUAAUGGUGGUCAAUCACUAAUGAUUGUCACUUCAGUAAUAUUUACACUUUGCUUGAAGUUGUUUAAAUGUUAUGAUACUUUUUUGCUUAUUAUAGAAAUGUGUUGCUUUCUCACAUUGACUUUAUAUUUGUUGUCUUUGACUUGAAUAAAAUUGAACUGCUAUUUCAGUUGUUUUUUCAAACCACGAGGAUAUUGUCAGAGAAAUCAUGCAUAGUGAAUAGGUAAUGUCAUGCCUCCUUUCAUACACAUAUACUGUACACUGUAUUGAUUUGUGAAAAAUGUAAUAUUGCUUUAAAGACUUGGAUGUGUAUCAGUUUAUACCUUGCGAUCAUGAGGAUCAAUCAGUUUGUUAGAUUAGGAAGGUUUGUAAUCAGCCAUUGGUCAGCACAAGCAUCAGUGGCCUUCGUAAAGACUGCUAUUCUGGGACCUCAUUAAUAAAAUGUUUGCACCCACA